CUCACACUCACUAAGUCUCACAUGCUUGGACAGCUUUCAGUUGUGACUUAUCAGAAUCCAGGCUGGAGGAAGGGAAGGAGAGAGGUUUAUAUCAACAGACAGCUGAGCAUUUCGGCAUUUUGGUACACUUCUGAUUUACUGGCAAGUUAGGGAAAAGAGAGAGGAAACUAACUGUGUGCAUUGGCCUCCAACAGCAAUUCUAAUCAAACAAUGGGAGUUCAGCCUGAAAACAGCAAAGCUCCAGGCGUCAGCAGUAGCCCCAAAAGCUGUCGCACCUGUUACCGGAACAUCUUUUGCAAUAUCAAGGUGUUUGUGAUUUGCCAUGGCCUCCUCCAGUUAUUCCAGCUUCUUUACAGUGCUAACUUCAAGAGCAGCCUGACCACCAUUGAGAAGCGCUUUGGGCUCUCCAGUCUCUCUUCCGGCUUCAUCUCCAGCCUGCAUGAGAUUGGCAAUGUCGCCCUCAUCAUCUUCGUCAGCUACUUUGGCAAUCGAGUUCACCGCCCCCGGCUUAUCGGCUUGGGGGGCCUGCUGCUGGCUCUGGGGGCUUUCCUGGUGACCCUUCCACACUUCCUCUCUGACCGGUACGAGUUUGCCCAAAUGAACACGGGUAACAACAGUCACACCAAGGACAAUCUCUGCCACAAGGAUGAUAUGUUUAUGUGUCCCAACACUACCCAGGACCCCCACAAAGAGGCAACCAGCAUGUGGGCAUUGAUGGUCGUAGCCCAGCUGUUAGCUGGGAUUGGAACUGUUCCCAUUCAGCCCUUUGGGAUCUCCUAUGUGGAUGACUUUGCUGAGGCAAACAAUUCUCCGCUGUAUAUUGCAAUCCUGUUUUCCAUUGCUGUGUUCGGCCCGUCUUUUGGAUACUUGCUGGGGUCCGUGGUGCUGCGGCUGUUUGUGGACAUUGGGAGACCUGACGUGAAUCUCAUGAAUUUGACACCACAUGACCAACGCUGGAUUGGAGCCUGGUGGCUGGGGCUGCUCAUCUCUUCAGGCUGCCUGCUGCUCACCUCCAUUCCCUAUUUCUUCUUCCCUCGGUACAUGUUCAAAGGGCAGGAUGCGGGUGCUGAGGCAGACAUGCUGAAGAAGAUGGAGAAGGCAAAGGCUGAAGAAGUCUCCCUGACGGAGUUCAUUAAAAAAUUCCCUCGGAUCUUUCUCAAGCUGCUCCUCAACCCCCUCUUCAUCCUCCUGGUCCUGGCUCAGUGCAGCUUCUCCUCAGUAAUAGCUGGUCUCGCCACCUUCCUCAACAAGUUCCUGGAGAAACAGUAUGGCACCACCUCUUCCUAUGCCAACUUCCUCAUUGGAGCUGUGAACCUGCCCGCGGCCGCACUGGGGAUGCUUCUAGGAGGAAUUAUCAUGAAGCGCUUUGGCUUCUCCAUCAAAGCCAUCCCACGGUUUGCAUUGGUGGUGCUCCUCAUCUCCAUCCUCUGCUGCCUCCCCCUCUUCUUCAUGGGCUGCCCUACACAGACCAUUGCUGGGAUUUAUCCACCCAGUACAUCAAGUUCCCAAUCACAAGCUAAGUGCCCCACUGGGUGCUCCUGCUCAGAGAACCUCUUUCACCCAGUCUGUGGAGACAAUAACGUGGAGUAUAUCUCUCCCUGCGAUGCUGGCUGUACGGAUUCCGUUGUUAAUUCCUCCACUCCCAAGCACGUGAUCUACGUGAACUGCUCCUGUAUCCACACCAAGAAUGGACAGUCCUCAGCAAAGACAGGUUCCUGUCAGGUCAGCUGUUCCCAUUUACUUCUUCCUGUCAUAUUCCUCAUCUCGUGUGCUGCGCUGAUAGCCUGCCUGUCUCACAAUCCCCUCUACAUGAUGGUAUUACGGUUGGUGAACCAGGAUGAAAAGUCAUUUGCUAUUGGAGUCCAAUUCUUACUGAUGAGACUGUUAGCCUGGUUGCCUGCUCCAGCUCUCUUUGGUGUCAUCAUUGACUCCUCCUGCCUCCAUUGGAAUAAGCAAUGCAGCAAGCGAGGAUUCUGUGCCUACUACAACAACGACUUCCUUCGUAGCAGAUACAUAGGCCUCCAGAUAGGGUAUAAACUUCUUGGCAUUCUGCUGCUAGUCAUCAUCAACUGGCGGGUGAAGAAGAACAAGGAAUACAAUGUGCAAGAGAAGGCAGCUGGCCUGGUCUAGCCAUGCCCUGCAAACGGACCCACAAGCGCACCCUUCCUAGCCUGUCCAUAUUUACUACCAGUACUUAGUCUUUUAGUUGUAUUUUGUAAGAAAACAACUCCAUAUUAGCGGCUGAGCUCUGAGCUCCACUAUGCAAAUUGUUCUGUAACCCAGCUAUGCAGACCAUGGCCAGACAUUUUUGCACUUCCGAGGAGAGAAUGGAGAACAAACUGGGCUUUCGGGGGCCAACCGUUUACCAUAAAUGGCCACUCAGUGUUACAAAGCAAAGUGCCCUCAAGGGGUGCCAGUGUGGAUUUCCUAGGACACGUGGAAAAGAAGAGCCGAUGGCUGAGAACCCAUUUGGGAUCUGAGAGCAAGGUGUUCUCCGGCAGAGCGUCACACAUCCCCAAAGAAAAGGGGAUGUUCUUUUUGUUUUCCAAAGGAGAAAUAGAAGAGGGGUCUGGCCUGUGAGGAGGAGCUCCUGGACUGCCCCAAGAGCAUCUAUCCUCUUGGAAGACUUUGAACAUGCAGGAAAAAUUCUACUUGGGGUAAAGCUGUUACAGCUGUGAAAGCCGUGUGUAUAGGCUGGGGAAGAGGGACAAGGAUCGAGAGCCCUGUCCCACCGCUCCAGAAAUUCCUGUCCACCCACUGUGUCUGUUAAAGAGCUUGCUUCAGUCCAAUGUAUUCUAUCCCAUGCCAUGUAUGCUAUACCUGGCCUGUCGGGGGGACCAGAGGAGGGAGUGGGGGCCAGUCAUGGCAUUAGCAAUCAAAGAAAUGUAGUCUCUGCUCAGAGAUCUUUUCCCCUCCCCCUCACACGCAGGCCAGCGUGGACACAGGUAGAUGAACUGUAUGAAGUUACUGCUAGUAGUUUACUGUGCAAUGUCACGUUUUUAAAUAAAAUCCACGUUUACUA
This is a messenger RNA of Malaclemys terrapin pileata, 3022 nucleotides long. It is a transcript of the gene SLCO2A1, whose product is annotated as solute carrier organic anion transporter family member 2A1. Gene Ontology annotation, biological process: transmembrane transport; prostaglandin transport; sodium-independent organic anion transport. Bases 211 to 2130 code for a protein of 639 amino acids. The transcript is spliced from 14 exons. Gene Ontology annotation, cellular component: membrane. The record is from RefSeq and is a predicted model, not a curated record. Gene Ontology annotation, molecular function: protein binding; prostaglandin transmembrane transporter activity. NCBI's taxonomy places the organism in Eukaryota, Metazoa, Chordata, Testudines, Emydidae.